Messenger RNA from Helianthus annuus (common sunflower), 865 nucleotides. RefSeq names its product protein MODIFIED TRANSPORT TO THE VACUOLE 1-like. Lineage: Eukaryota; Viridiplantae; Streptophyta; Magnoliopsida; Asterales; Asteraceae. Gene Ontology annotation, cellular component: trans-Golgi network membrane. The coding region runs from base 531 to 827 and encodes 98 amino acids. The record is from RefSeq and is a predicted model, not a curated record. The transcript has 2 exons.
UUCUUGUUAAAAGAAAUUGGUUUUCUACAGCUAAGUUUUUGUGAUUUGUAUAUGUAGGCUUUAAGAGUGAUUAAGUAUGUUGUGGGGAAGUCUCGUGUGGAAUUUAGGAGGGAAACGCAAAGGAACUCAGUGGCUGUUCGGCAACUAGUUCACUAUAAAGGACAACCAGAUCCGUUAAAGGGUGAUGCACUUAAUAAGUCCGUUAGGGAAACUGCACAGGAGGCUUUAGCAGCUAUUUUUGCUGGUGAAGACAAUAGUAAACCGCCACAAACCGAAAGUCUUGCACGACGGAUAGAAGGUUUCGGUAAUACCAAUUAUAACAUGCCACCGUCUGAGGAUAAGAAGUCGUUUCUUAGUGAAGUGGUUGGCAUUGGAAGCACAACAAUUAAGCUCGGUUUGAAUAGCAUAGCACAAGCUCAAACCCCUAAAAACGACAUGGGAACUUACAGGAGCCCGAAUUUGCGAAGAUCACUGACUAAUGAAACUAGUUACAAUGAUAACAAUCGGUUAUCGACAAAUGCUUCUGGACCAUGGAGUCAAGCUUAAGUUAUUCACUGGAAAAGAGCCGUGAAAAUUGGUUAUUAGAGACCACUGUUACAUCUGGUGGUGUUCGUCUUCAACCAACUCGCGAUGCCAUUCAGGUGUUUCUUUCGGAGGCCACAAAGUUGAAUGCUUUAGCUUUAAGUCGCGCGUUAGAAGUCAAACUCCAGUCGCACAUGUGGCAGCUAAAGAACAAUGGGCUACCCAAAUGGAUUGGUAUCACAAGGGAAGAAGCAUCUUUUCUCAUUUGGGGUUAUCACAGAUGUGCCGUAUGCCGACAUUCCUGAUGGUGGAUCGUUUCUUGGCAUUCCUAGAUAUUACAGAA